Messenger RNA from Suillus clintonianus, 1791 nucleotides. RefSeq lists its product as uncharacterized. The coding region runs from base 1 to 1791 and encodes 596 amino acids. The transcript has 8 exons. Lineage: Eukaryota; Fungi; Basidiomycota; Agaricomycetes; Boletales; Suillaceae. The record is from RefSeq and is a predicted model, not a curated record.
AUGGCCCUCAUCGCACGGAGAUAUAUUACAAGUGACCGUUAUAAUCCCUCGAAGAAACGAUCUAGCAAACAAAAAGCUCACCUUAUAUCCCUAAACUCAAAGACGCACACAGAAAAGGAGAAUAACCCAAAUUUCGGCAACACCACUCCUAGACCUGUAACACGGACACAAAAUGAGCUUGCCGUGCAACAAGAGAAAGCCAUUACUUACGAGAGGCGCUACCGAACAAAAACACGCGCGAAUGAGAAGGCACGGGAUAUCCUUGCCACCGAAGCUGCCAGCACCUUUUCUCUCAAGGAGAAAGCGGAGGCAUUAGGUGUUGAGGUGGAGGGAGAUGUUAGCCAGCGCAGUAUUCGCCGGAUGGUGACUGAAGGUGGCAUUGCAGCGGAGACACAGCUAGUCGACGAGAUCACUCAUGCAAGAGGAGUUACAUUAAGCGGAGAUGGUACCACCCACAAAAAUAUCAAUUACCAGUCCCACCAUGUCACUCUUACUCUGCCGGACGGCCAAACUGCGACUCGAUUGGCAGGAAUUCUGCAUGAAGUCAACCACACCAGCGAGACUCAGUUACAAGGGUGGAAACAUCAAGCUAAUGAAAUGUACUCCACCUACAAUGAUGUCAUGGGGGGUCACAACACUGCAGACAUUCGGGAUUUUGCCCCAAAAGUCAAAGGAAUGUUGACAGACCAUGCUGAAGACCAGAAGAAGCUUACUGAGGGCGGCUAUCAGCAAUGGGAUUUGCUUUCUCCAGAUGAGCGGCAGCUCCAUUUUAGCAAAGCCAUCCGUCAACUGCGCAUGACCUUUGGAGAGAAGGAAUUUGCAUCCCUCUCAAGUGCCGAAAAGGAGGCCGUGGACUUUUUCAACGGUGUUGACGGCCCUGUCCUAUUGAUGAAUAAGGACAAUUCGGCUGCAGCAUCAGCGGGUUCCUCAGUAGCCAAAGAUUGGGCUGUUCAGGUGUCAACAGGAGGUGGGCAGAAGACUUUGGAUCUUGCGGGCAGCGUAUUUCGUCACAAGGACGACAAAAAGGGCCAACACGACUCCCUUCAAUAUUAUCUCGAGACAGAGUUAGGGUUCACCAGUCAAUGGCCCGACACAAGUAACACUCGCUACCACAGCCAUGGUGAUGCCGCAUGCGAGUAUCUUGUUCACAAAUCUUGGUACAUGCAGUUCCUGGAGAUCGUACUGUUUAAAAAGGAAAGCCGGACGCACACGAACAUGGAGCAGAAUUGUCUCAUUGCGGAUGUUGACCUUGUUUUUGGUCCGAGCGCCUCUCACGAAACAGCAACCCUGGAUGGUGCUCUUGACACUUGGGUCCGCUUUUGUGGCGAGUUCACUGCUGGUGGAGUGAUAGAUAAGUCAUCCGCUGCUCAAAGAGAGAUGGCUUACAUGAAAACAACAAACGACGACAACGAAGGCGCCCUAGGGACAGUCCGUACGUCUUUGCGGCGAGCACCGCACAUGUCCUUGUCACACCUCAACUCUCGGUUCAUGUACAAGAAGAACAUGACAGGAACCUACAUACAGAAUUUCCUUCGGCCUGGGGCUCAAAAGAGGUUGCUCAAGAAGGCUUGCGCUGUUGAUACACGAGGUGAUGAGCGAAAACGGCGGGUUGCGCAGGCUAACUAUGAUAAGGAGCGGGUGAGGAAGAACAAGCAGCUGGAUGUGCGGAGGAAGGAACGGCGGGAUGCUGCAGAGGCUAAGCUCACCGCAGUUGUGCCUCGUUUGACCCUUGCAGAAGUCGAAAAGCUCCGCGUCGACAAAAUUAACCUGCAGAUCCAGUGGCAUCGUUGA